Messenger RNA from Neocloeon triangulifer, 2291 nucleotides. RefSeq names its product endochitinase. Lineage: Eukaryota; Metazoa; Arthropoda; Insecta; Ephemeroptera; Baetidae. The record is from RefSeq and is a predicted model, not a curated record. Bases 425 to 2164 code for a protein of 579 amino acids. The transcript has 10 exons. Gene Ontology annotation, molecular function: chitinase activity; chitin binding. Gene Ontology annotation, biological process: carbohydrate metabolic process; chitin catabolic process. Gene Ontology annotation, cellular component: extracellular region.
CACAGAAUACGCCCGAAGCAACAACCGAUCUACCAAAUUCCCCCUAAGUUUUUAUUACAAUUCUUAAACAUUAUUGAAAAAUUAUUCAAGACCAAAUGGUUUUGCUGUUCAUUGUUGUAAUUCAAUAUAUUUUUAACAUAGAGUUUCAUUUAAAAUUAUUAUUUAACAAGAAUGUGCAUUAUUUACCGUGCCAUUACAUCUCGCUUGCUUAAUUGCUUUUUGGGUUAGCUGGACCUGAAUUGGGUUCUCAGCAUAAGUCAGAGAUGUGCAAGAUCGCGGCUGGCGCGCCAGGAUCUUGACCUUAGCACGUGCAAGCAGCGUAAAUACAUAUAAAUAGCGGACUCGCUUGCGCUCUGCUAGUUCUCAGGUGGCAGCCGUCCAGCACGCUCUCUCGGCACCUGCGGCUCUCCGAAGCUUAAGAAAAAUGGUGGACAGGACGAUGCUCGUUCCUGUUUUGCUGGCGUUCGUCGCGAUUUGGAGUAGCUCAGUCGUAGGCGCCGAUGACAAAGCGCGAGUUGUGUGCUACUUCAGCAACUGGGCCAUCUACCGGCCCGGAAUUGGGCGUUACACGAUUGAUGACAUCCCUGGCGACAUGUGUACCCACAUUAUCUACUCCUUUAUCGGUGUGAGCAACGUCACCUGGGAAGUCCUCGUGCUCGACCCUGAGAAUGACGAGGAAAUGCGAGGAUUUGCAAACUUCACCGCGCUGAAAACCAAGUACCCCGGAAUUAAGACCGAGUUGGCCGUCGGGGGGUGGGGAGAGGGAGGUCGCAAGUACUCGGAAAUGGUGCACGUCGACGCCAGGAGAGCUUCUUUCAUCAGCAGCGUUGUUGAAUUCAUGAAGAAGUACAACUUUGACGGAUUCGACUUGGACUGGGAGUAUCCUGGCGCGGCGGACCGUGGAGGCAAGUUCACGGACAAGGACAAGUUCUUCUACUUCGUGGAGGAGCUGCGCACGGCGUUCGACCGCGAGGGCAAGGGUUGGGAAAUCACGAUGGCCGUGCCUUUGGCCAAGUUCCGACUCAAUGAGGGCUACCACGUGCCCGAACUAUGCGAGUUGACCGACGCCAUCCACGUCAUGGCCUACGAUCUCAGGGGCAACUGGGCCGGUUUCGCCGACACGCACAGCCCCCUCUACAAAAGGCCGCAUGACCAGUACGCCUACGAGUUGCUCAAUGUGAAUGAUGGGCUUCAGUUGUGGGUGGACUUUGGCUGUCCUCCGAACAAACUGGUGGUGGGCACCCCCUUCUAUGGCCGCUCCUUCACCCUUGCUCAGGGCAACAACAACUACAACCUGGGAACGUACAUCAACAAAGAGGCCGGCGGCGGCAAACCUGGACCUUACACCAGAGCCAAGGGAUUCAUUUCCUACUACGAAAUUUGCGACGCUCUGCAGAAGGAGGAGGGCUGGACCGUCAAGUGGGAUGAGGGUGGCAAGGUGCCCUACACCUACAAGGACACCCAGUGGAUCGGUUAUGAGGACGAAAAGUCUCUAAAGAUCAAGAUGGACUGGAUCAAGCAGAAGGGCUACGCGGGCGCUAUGACCUGGGCCAUCGACAUGGACGACUUUACUGGUGUUUGCGGCUCAAAGAAUCCUCUGAUUAAGGUUCUGCACGACGGAAUGAAGGACUACAGGGUGCCAACCCCCACCGCUACAACAACCCCCAGGCCCGAGUGGAACAGGCCAAAGAGCACCCCCGCCCCUGCUGGAGCGCCUCCCAAGAAGCCGACCUCCGCCCCCGCAACCCCUGCCCCCACCAAAAAGCCCGUCGCCACGCCGCCCCCCGUUGUCCAAACCCAGGCCCCCGUCCAGCAGACGCAAACUCAGGCACCCGCCGUCAAACCCCCCAAACCCGCCCCCGUCUCCGGAGGAAACUUUGUUGACGCCGAAGCUGCCUGCAAGGCUGGCGCCGAGUACGCAAAACACCCUGACGACUGCGGAAAGUAUUUCAGGUGCGUGCACGGAAAGCCGGUAGAGUUCACGUGCAAGUCAGGCCUGGUGUUUAACCCCGAGCUGAACAUCUGCGACUGGCCGGAGAACGUGCAGAGGCCAGAGUGUCCGAACAAGAGAAGCGAAAACUUGGUCGAAGAAGCGAAAUCGGAAGUCGAAGGGGCUCCGACGACCGAGGCCCAGCAGGAGCAGGCCACUGAAGACAUGCCCUAGCGUGCGUUUGGCAACAAAUGAAAAUUGUACAACUGAAUCUCUGAUGAGAGAUAAUUAUAAUUUCACUAAGUGUAAUUUUUAUAACUAUUUUAUAAGUUAAAAAUAAAUUAUUUUAUAAAAAAAAAUA